Plasmopara halstedii is the source of this 267-nucleotide messenger RNA. RefSeq lists its product as uncharacterized. Lineage: Eukaryota; Oomycota; Peronosporomycetes; Peronosporales; Peronosporaceae. The coding region runs from base 1 to 267 and encodes 88 amino acids. The record is from RefSeq and is a predicted model, not a curated record. The transcript is spliced from 6 exons.
AUGAUGUCACGCCGAGCAGUUGAUGAGUGCAGGCCAAUUGAACCGUUUGAGCCCCUGCUUUCUACAUUCCAUGUACGUGCUCAACUUGAGUUUAAAACGUUAGGACCAGAGAGGCCAGAAGAGGAAGAAAAGAGACGUGAAAGUCACAGAUACGAUAUUGAGAUCGUAAUCAUAACCAAAUGUGUUGAAAACGACAGUUGGACAAAUAAAGAAGGAUUGCGACAUUCUCUAUAUCGCACUACAAUCCUCGAUCGACAUUCGACGUAG